Messenger RNA from Ochotona princeps (American pika), 3249 nucleotides. RefSeq names its product CXADR Ig-like cell adhesion molecule (gene CXADR). Lineage: Eukaryota; Metazoa; Chordata; Mammalia; Lagomorpha; Ochotonidae. Gene Ontology annotation, biological process: homotypic cell-cell adhesion. Bases 227 to 1324 code for a protein of 365 amino acids. Gene Ontology annotation, cellular component: intercalated disc; basolateral plasma membrane; bicellular tight junction. The transcript is spliced from 7 exons. Gene Ontology annotation, molecular function: cell adhesion molecule binding. The record is from RefSeq and is a predicted model, not a curated record.
GCUGGGAGCCGCGGGGCGCCCCUCCCGGUCGCCAUGGCAACCUGCGCGGCCGCGGAGCCGGGCCCGCAGCCGGAAGUGACGCGCGUUCACCUGCCGAGGCGAAGGGGAGGGCGUGUGAGGUGCCGCCGCCGCUGCCGGGAGCCAGUCGCGAGCGCUCGAGGCGCGGAGGGAGCGGUCCCGUAGCGCGAGCCUACCUGCAGCCGCCGCCCACGGACGGGCAGCCACCAUGGCGCUUGUGCUGCUCGUGGUACUCCUGUGCGGAGUGGCGGAUUUCACCAGAAGUUUGAGUAUCAUUAAUCCUGAACAGAUGAUUGAAAAAGCCAAAGGAGAAACUGCCUAUUUGCCAUGCAAGUUUACCCUUAGUCCCGAAGACCAGGGACCACUGGACAUUGAAUGGCUGCUGUCACCAGCUGACAAUCAGAAGCCGGAUCAAGUGAUUAUUUUAUAUUCUGGAGACAAAGUUUAUGUAGACUACUAUCAAGAUCUGAAAGGACGAGUACAUUUUAUUAGUAAUGAUAUCACGUCUGGUGAUGCAUCGAUAAAUGUAACAAAUUUACAGUUAUCAGAUGUUGGCAUUUAUCAGUGCAAAGUGAAAAAAGCUCCUGGUGUUUCAAGUAAGAAGGUUCAACUAACAGUUCUUGUUAAGCCUACAGGUACAAGAUGCUCCAUUGACGGGUCAGAAGAAAUUGGAAAUGACUUUAAAUUAAAAUGUGAACCAAAAGAAGGUUCACUUCCAUUACAAUAUGAAUGGCAAAAACUGUCUGACUCACAGAAAAUGCCCGACUCAUGGUUACCAGAAAUGACUUCACCAGUUAUAUCUGUAAAAAAUGCCACUACUGAGUUGUCCGGGACAUACAGUUGUACAGUCAGAAACCGGGUGGGUUCUGAUCAGUGCCUGCUGCGCCUAGAUGUUGUUCCUCCUUCAAAUAGAGCUGGGACAAUUGCAGGAGCGAUCAUAGGAACUUUGCUUGCUCUGGUGCUCAUUGGUUGUAUCGUCUUUUGCUGUCACAAAAAGCGCAGAGAAGAAAAAUAUGAAAAGGAAGUCCAUCAUGAUAUCAGGGAAGAUGUACCACCUCCCAAGAGUCGUACCUCCACUGCCAGAAGCUACAUUGGCAGCAAUCAUUCAUCCCUGGGAUCCAUGUCUCCUUCUAACAUGGAAGGAUAUUCCAAGACUCAGUAUAACCAAGUCCCAAGUGAAGACUUUGAACGUGCUCCUCAGAGCCCAACUCUCCCACCUGCCAAGGUAGCUGCCCCUAAUCUAAGUCGAAUGGGAGCCGUUCCAGUGAUGAUUCCAGCACAGAGCAAGGAUGGCUCCAUAGUGUAGAACCUCAGUACUUCUCAGCUGUGCUACCUGUAUUACUUUUUUUCUCUUGAUAUAAGAAAACCUAUUCUAGUUGAAAUUUUGUUACCAGCUCCAAAUAUUUGAAAAAAGAUCUCAACCAGAAGUUGUCAGAAAUGCACUUACAAGUUUUAUUCUUUCGAUUUUAUUGAAUCACUAAAGGCAUUCAUUAAAGUUAGUAAAUAGACAUUCUCUAUCUGAAAAACAUGGAUUUUCUUUAGGAGAUUGAUUUUAAAGGUUUCUAAAUAUGAAUGCCCAAGUAACCUGUAGCACUUCAUAUGAAAUCACAGUUGAAGAAAUUUUUGAAUUUUCAUGCAUACAAAGUUGAUACUUGAAUCAUCUUGAAAUGGUACUGUAUAAUUUGUACCAUUAUUUUUAAAAUGUUUGUCUCAUUUAUGAUCCAACAGUCUUCCCUCAAUUAGCAGUAAAGAGACAUCCUUGACAGAAUUACUUACAUAUGUUUAUACUUGUUUUUUAUAGCUACUUUGAAAACUCUAAAUCUAUUUGAAAUAUCUCUCAUAACAUAGAAAACACUAUAGUGUGUUACAAAUUAACUAGUUUUCUAUUCAAGUUAUUCAUUAACCUUAUACAAUAUUUCUUAAAUAUUUCAUAGACUGUUACGGACAACAGGGACAUAAUAAGCUCUUUGAUUUGCUAAAGUAAAGGAGCGUCUGUCACAUUCAGUUAGAACUCUGCUGUCAGUUCCAAGUCCAGCUUUCUCUAUAGGUGCUGUAGUAGGGUUGGAUUUCUGUUGAUUAGCAGUCUGAUGCCCUGGGGCUUGUGAUACUCUUCUGAACAGUGACUGCCAGAUCAAAGAUGUUUUUCACAGUUCUACAUAAACACUGGCUCUGUACCUUUGGUGAAAUUUUUCUCAUAAGAAAUUACAACUUAAGUCUUCUCUUAUUUGAUGACUGUGGAUUGAAAUUUCCUAAUUGGUCCUAAGCAUUAGCUUUUUAAAAAAAUUGAAUUUGGGUUUUAUUUGGAUAGUGUUGUAUGCUAUAUUUUACAGACACUUGUGAUUCUAAAUUUACCCUCUUGAAUGCAGUUCCUGGAGAGCAGUUUCAUCAUAGACUCGGAAUGAUCAAGUGCAUUUUAAGCAAUUAAGUGUCCUCCAUCAAUUUUGUAUUUUAGUUUUGGGGAUGUACAAUUGCUAUUGUAUGGCCAAACAUGUCUGUGUAAUUCUAACAAGUCAAGUGGAGCAUUGAAAGAGUUUGAGUCUUCAUCUGUAAAAGCAAUUUAUUCCUUAAAAAUUAAAAAAACAAAGGAGUAAAGGGAAUACUCCUACUUGCCAAAUGUAUCAGAUAGUACUGUCAGUAGUAGAAGAGAGUGAAUUUAUUGUAUUUCCCUUGAGAUUGUGAGGGAGUGUGGAAAUAGUAAGGAAGAGCCAACAGUAUCUUUAUAGUAUACAAGGUCUGCAAUAAAUUAUUUCACUAGUUCUAAAACCUUUUCCCUAGAUUUUAGUAGGGAGAUGGUUUCUGUUCAUCUCUUUGGGUGCUGUGAUGGUAAAUGCUGCAUUAUAAAUUAAUGUUGGCAUGUAUUAUACGAUUAGGCAGAAUAUUGUGUACACUUUAAUGGUAAAUUUAAGAUGAAUGUGUACUAGAUUAGUGUGUAGUUUACAUACUUGCAAGCUUUUUUUUUUUAAAGUUAAGUUUUAAACCUUACAUAAAAUUACUUUUAUAUUUGUGUUGACAUUUCAUCUGUGCCUUUUGGGUAAUUUACUUUCCAUUAUGAAUUUCUGGUGCCUAUGAGCUAGCUAUCACCUGCUUGAAAGGUGCUUAGAGGUGAAGGUACUGUUUGUAAACAUGCAUCACUGUGACAUCUUUCUAUCCUCACGCUUUCAGUCUGGCCUCUUCCUGUGUGUUGUUUUGGAUGUAACUUAGAUGAUUGUGUUAUUCAUAAAGGUUUUAAAG